AUGCAGCUGCCGCAGCAGCGGCAGCAGCAACAGCAUAUACAGCAGCAGCAGCAGCAGCAGAAGCAGCAAGAGGCGGAGGCGGAGAAGCAGCAGCAUCACCAGGGGGAGCAGCAGCAGCAGCAGCAACAGCAGCAGCAAGGACAGCACGGACAGCAAGAGCAGCAGCACCCCGCGAGAGCAGCAGCAGCACUAGCAGCAACACCAGCACCCGCAGCAGCACCAGUGCCAGCAGCAGCAGCAGCAGCAGCAGCAGCGAGUGUUUGCUGCAGCGGGGAGUGCUGCUGCGGGGUGCAGCGGCUGCUGCUGGUUGUUGCUGCUCACUUGGCAGCAGCAAUGAGGGUCCAGAUAUUUGUGUCUUUAGGAUUAACAACAACAGGAGGAAUUUGCUGCAACAAGAGCCUCGCCAAAGCAGCAGCAAAAGAGCACAAGCCGCAGCAGCAAACUUUGCUGCUCACAGAAAACAAGAGACACUUUUUGCUUAAUAAACGCCUAAUACAGAUCCCCGGAAUCGGCCCUGAAGGGAACCUUCAAACGCAGGAGCCGCUCCUUCGCAUUGCCCCCACCCGUGCGUUGGCCCCCCCGGGGCCCGGGGGGGCCCCGGGGCCCCGGGGGCCCCCGGGGGCCCCCUAG
Eimeria tenella is the source of this 630-nucleotide messenger RNA. RefSeq names its product DNA polymerase, putative. The record is from RefSeq and is a predicted model, not a curated record. NCBI's taxonomy places the organism in Eukaryota, Apicomplexa, Conoidasida, Eucoccidiorida, Eimeriidae. Gene Ontology annotation, biological process: DNA repair. The transcript has 5 exons. Bases 1 to 630 code for a protein of 209 amino acids.